Mollisia scopiformis is the source of this 1871-nucleotide messenger RNA. Its product is annotated as mitochondrial putative homocitrate synthase. Gene Ontology annotation, molecular function: homocitrate synthase activity. Lineage: Eukaryota; Fungi; Ascomycota; Leotiomycetes; Helotiales; Mollisiaceae. Bases 117 to 1592 code for a protein of 491 amino acids. The record is from RefSeq and is a predicted model, not a curated record. The transcript has 8 exons. Gene Ontology annotation, cellular component: mitochondrion.
CCAUGCGCAGCCCGUUUUCCUCUUCCUCCCCUCAUUUCAAGAUCGAGUCAUAGGCAAAAGGCGGAUCUGCUCGAUUUUCUUCUCAAUUUUAAGUACAAAUACCUACCUCAGACACAAUGUGCCCCUCCUGCGAACCUGAAGCUGCCUCCAAUGGCAAUGGCUCUGCCAAUGGGUCUUCAGUUGGUGCCAAUGGUGCCAAUGGCUCAAAUGGUGCUGACCACCCAGGCUUCACCGCUAUCGAGACCAAAGCAAACCCCCACCCCACCCGACACAACCCAUACCAACCAGUUGGCGAUUUCCUGAGCAAUGUCUCGAGAUUCCAGAUCAUUGAAAGUACUCUGCGUGAGGGUGAACAAUUUGCAAAUGCCUUCUUCGACACUGAGAAGAAGAUUGAGAUUGCCAAGGCGUUGGAUGAUUUUGGUGUGGACUAUAUUGAAUUGACUUCUCCUGCUGCAUCUGAGCAAUCAAGACUUGAUUGCGAGGCCAUCUGCAAGCUGGGAUUGAAGGCCAAGAUUCUCACACACAUUCGAUGUAAUAUGGAUGAUGCCCGAAUUGCUGUCCAAACCGGUGUUGACGGAGUUGACGUCGUCAUUGGCACUUCUUCCUACUUAAUGGAACACUCCCACGGCAAGGAUAUGACUUAUAUCACGAACACUGCCAUUGAGGUUAUCAACUAUGUCAAGUCACACAACAUUGAAAUUCGAUUUUCUAGCGAGGACUCUUUCCGAUCAAGCCUGGUUGAUCUUCUCUCAAUCUACUCCACGGUCGACAAGAUUGGUGUCAAUCGAGUGGGUAUCGCAGAUACAGUCGGCUGUGCUUCUCCAAGACAAGUUUACGACCUGAUCAGAACUCUGCGAGGUGUUGUCAGCUGUGACAUCGAGACGCAUUUCCACAACGAUACAGGAUGCGCCAUUGCAAACGCAUACUGUGCUCUGGAAGCUGGUGCCACUCACAUUGACACUUCAGUUCUUGGAAUUGGUGAGCGAAAUGGUAUUACUCCUCUAGGUGGUCUCAUGGCCCGUAUGAUUGUUGCCGAUAGGGAAUAUGUUAUGGGCAAGUACAAGCUCGACAAGCUCAAGGAUAUCGAGGAAUUGGUUGCCCAAGCUGUUGAGGUCAACAUCCCAUUUAAUAACCCUAUCACUGGAUUCUGCGCCUUCACACAUAAGGCUGGUAUUCACGCCAAGGCCAUCCUCAACAACCCUUCGACAUACGAGAUUAUCAACCCAGCUGAUUUCGGCAUGUCAAGAUAUGUUCAUUUCGCUUCUCGUCUGACUGGCUGGAACGCCAUCAAGUCAAGAGCAGCACAACUGAACAUUGAGAUGACUGAUGACCAAUACAAGGAGUGCACAACCAAGAUCAAGGCUCUUGCCGAUAUCAGACCCAUUGCUAUUGAUGAUGCAGAUUCGAUCAUCCGUGCAUUCCACCGAAGCAUCAAGCUAGGCAAGGAGGUUGACCUUCUGCCCAACAUGACCAAUGCCGAGAGAGCUUUGCUGGCUGAGAAGGAGAAGGAGAUCGAUAUACCCGAGAAGAGAGCCCUUGACGAAGCCGCCGAUAUGCCAACCAAGAAGGCACGAAACGGUGUCACUGCAUAGAUCGCAAAUUCAUAGAUCUAGACCAUAGAUCUGGACAAAAAUUUCGUUGUAUCAUGGAAGGAGCAUACUUUGGGGGGUUCUGAAGUUUCCAGAUUUGGCUAUCAAAAGUCUCAAAAAGCGGAUUCUUUCAUCUAACAAGUGGAUACUCUGAUCACUGCUAGACUAAUCCAUAUGGGGGGUUUGUGGAUGGCGUUCUUUCUGACUUCAUAUUGCUGUGUAUGAUCACGGCCGAUGGGACUUUGAAACAAUAAGAUCAAGACAAUGAAAAUAUUACUUGAA